CAUCGAUAAUAUCGAUGGUGCCAUCGAUGGUUUUCCCAGCUCUAAUACACACACAACAACUUUUUCAAAAAGGUCCCCAGUCAACGACAACGCGGAGCAAGCCAAAAGCAGAAAAGAAAAAACGAGCCAAUCAUGUCCGGAAUAAUGCGUGUGCCAUCGAUUUUGGCCAAAAAUGCAGUUGCCUCUAUGCACCGAGUCGCUGCUGUGGCCAGCCAACGAAGCUAUCACAUAACACAUGGUCGUCAUCAGGCAACGGCUGCUAAUCCGGACAAAAUCUCCAAGCAAUAUCCCAUUGUCGAUCAUAGUUUCGAUGCGAUUGUUGUUGGUGCUGGUGGAGCUGGUCUGCGGGCUGCCUUCGGUCUGGUUGCCGAAGGAUUCAAGACAGCUGUCAUUACCAAAUUGUUUCCAACACGUUCACACACCAUUGCGGCGCAGGGUGGCAUCAAUGCUGCCUUGGGUAACAUGGAGGAGGAUGAUUGGAAGUGGCAUAUGUAUGAUACGGUCAAGGGUUCCGAUUGGCUGGGCGAUCAGGAUGCCAUUCAUUAUAUGACACGCGAGGCACCCAAGGCGGUAAUUGAGUUGGAGAACUAUGGCAUGCCCUUUUCCCGCACCCAGGAUGGCAAGAUCUAUCAGCGUGCCUUCGGUGGUCAGAGUCUGAAGUUCGGCAAGGGCGGACAGGCGCAUCGUUGUUGUGCUGUGGCCGAUCGUACAGGUCACUCCCUGCUGCACACUCUGUAUGGUCAAUCGCUGAGCUAUGACUGCAAUUACUUUGUGGAAUACUUUGCCCUUGACCUGAUCUUUGAGGAUGGCGAAUGCCGUGGUGUGUUGGCUUUGAACUUGGAGGAUGGCACACUGCAUCGUUUCCGGGCACAGAACACUGUGAUGGCCACUGGUGGCUAUGGACGUGCCUUUUUCUCGUGUACCUCGGCUCAUACCUGCACUGGUGACGGCACUGCUAUGGUGGCUCGUCAGGGUCUCCCAUCACAGGAUUUGGAAUUCGUGCAGUUCCAUCCCACUGGCAUCUAUGGUGCUGGCUGCCUCAUCACUGAGGGAUGCCGCGGAGAGGGUGGCUACCUCAUCAAUUCGAAGGGUGAACGUUUCAUGGAACGUUAUGCUCCAGUCGCCAAGGAUCUGGCCUCCCGCGACGUUGUCUCACGCUCAAUGACCAUCGAAAUUAUGGAGGGUCGCGGUGUGGGUCCCGAGAAGGAUCAUGUGUACCUGCAAUUGCAUCACUUGCCACCCAAACAAUUGGCCGAACGUCUGCCUGGUAUCUCGGAGACGGCAAUGAUCUUUGCCGGCGUCGACGUGACACGUGAACCCAUCCCCGUUCUGCCCACGGUCCAUUACAAUAUGGGUGGAAUACCCACUAACUACCGUGGCCAGGUCAUUACCAUAGACAAGGAUGGCAAGGAUGUGAUUGUUCCCGGACUGUAUGCUGCCGGUGAGGCAGCCUCCAGCUCAGUGCAUGGUGCUAAUCGUUUGGGAGCUAAUUCCUUGCUCGAUCUGGUUGUCUUUGGGCGUGCUUGUGCCAAGACCAUUGCUGAGGAAAACAAACCCGGUGCUCCCGCUCCCAAGCUUAAGGAUAAUGCUGGUGAGGCUUCUGUGGCCAACUUGGAUAAGCUGCGUCACGCCAACGGUCAAAUUACCACCGCCGAUCUGCGCCUGAAGAUGCAAAAGACCAUGCAGGGUCAUGCUGCUGUCUUCCGUGAUGGCCCAAUUCUGCAGAAGGGCGUGGCCAAGAUGCAAGAGGUUUACAAGGAGUUCAAGGAUGUCAAAGUGGUCGACAAAUCUCUUAUCUGGAAUUCGGAUUUGGUGGAGACGCUGGAACUGCAAAAUCUGCUUGCCAAUGCCCAGAUGACCAUUGUGGGAGCCGAAGCACGCAAAGAGUCACGUGGUGCUCAUGCUCGUGAAGAUUUUAAGACCCGUAUCGAUGAAUAUGAUUACAGCAAACCUCUUGAGGGUCAGGAGAAAGUGCCAGUUGAGAAGCAUUGGCGCAAGCACACACUUUCCUGGGUCUGCAAUGACAAUGGCGAUGUUCAGUUGGACUACAGAAAUGUGAUUGAUACCACACUGGAUAACGAAGUGUCGACUGUGCCGCCAGCAAUUCGCUCCUACUAAAUGGGAGGGCUAAGAAUCAUAAAACCCCAACGCAUCCAAACCACUCACAAAAAACAAUGCCAGUCUACUUAAAGGAGGUUUUGGAGUUAACGGAGUUAUCUUAAAGCUUAAACCUUCUUCUUCACAUAUAUAUCCUCUAUAUAUAUAUACAUAUAUAUUAUUUGAAA
Molecule: messenger RNA, 2285 nt
Organism: Drosophila willistoni
Lineage: Eukaryota; Metazoa; Arthropoda; Insecta; Diptera; Drosophilidae
Gene: SdhA
Product: succinate dehydrogenase [ubiquinone] flavoprotein subunit, mitochondrial
Exons: 5
Coding region: 133-2118 (661 amino acids)
Biological process (GO): mitochondrial electron transport, succinate to ubiquinone; tricarboxylic acid cycle
Molecular function (GO): electron transfer activity; succinate dehydrogenase (quinone) activity; flavin adenine dinucleotide binding
Source: RefSeq, a predicted model, not a curated record